Molecule: messenger RNA, 1218 nt
Organism: Saprolegnia parasitica CBS 223.65
Lineage: Eukaryota; Oomycota; Saprolegniomycetes; Saprolegniales; Saprolegniaceae
Exons: 5
Coding region: 34-1155 (373 amino acids)
Biological process (GO): response to heat; protein refolding
Cellular component (GO): cytoplasm
Molecular function (GO): ATP binding; Hsp70 protein binding
Source: RefSeq, a predicted model, not a curated record
UCCAAGCGUAGGGCGCAAAACCCAUUUGGUGCAAUGGCAGCGACCGUGGACGCUCGGCGGCCUCUUCGCCUGCUCGUCCUGCUGCUUGUCGUGCUGCUCGCGGCUGUGUACGCCGGGCGCGACCUGUAUGAGGUGCUCGGCAUCUCGCGCGAUGCAUCGUCGCCCGAGAUCAAGAAGGCCUUCCGGAAACUCUCGCUCAAGCUGCAUCCUGAUAAAAACCCUGGUGAUGAAGACGCCGCCAAGAAAUUUGCCGAAGUGGCCAGCGCGUACGAGGUCUUGUCGGACACGGAGAAGCGCAAGAAGUACGACAUGUACGGCGAAGACGGUCUCAAGGACAAUGGCGGCGGCGGCGGUGGCGGCCAUGAUCCGUUUGACAUUUUCUCGCAGUUUUUCGGCGGCGGCGGCCGCCAGCGCCAGCAGGAGCCGUCGCGCGGCAACGACGUCACGGUGCCGCUUCGCGUGUCGCUCGCCGACUUGUACAACGGCCGCAGCAUUCCCGUGUCGAUGCGGCGGAAGACCGUGUGUCAGCACUGCCACGGCAAAGGCGCAGCCCAUGCCGACGACAUCCACACGUGCCACGAGUGCGGCGGCCACGGUGUCAAGCUCGAGACCCGGCGCGUCGGACCAGGCUUUAUCCAGCAGUUCCAGACGACGUGCACCAAGUGCCAUGGGAAAGGCAAGAUUGUCACGAGCACGUGCCCCGUGUGCGGCGGCCACAAGACCAACUUUGCCGACGUUGAAGUCGACGUCGACGUCGAGAAGGGCAUGCAGGACGGCCACGAGAUUGAGUUUGAGCACUACGCCGACGAGUUUGCCGACCGCAGCGCCGGCCACGUCCGGUUCCGCAUUGCGACCGUGCCCCACGAGCUCUUCUCGCGCGACGGCGACGACCUCUGGAUGGAAUUGAACAUCUCGCUCAAGGAGGCGCUUAUCGGCUUCAAGAAGAGUUUUGUGCACCUGGACGGUCGCCGCGUCGAAGUGACGCGGUCGUCGAUCACGGAGCCGAGUCAAGUGAUUUCGCUUCCGAGCGAAGGCAUGCCCAAGUACCAGUACGCGUCCGAGCGAGGACAACUGCACGUCAAGAUCAACGUGCUGUUCCCGACGAGCUUGACGGCCGACCAAAAGCAAGGCUUUCGCGACCUCUUUGCCAUGUAGAGAUCGCAUCGGCGCCUUGAAGUAAUAGAGCAGGGUCGUCAUAUAAAGUUGUUGGAUCUCCUA